AUGUUCACCAAUAUCUGCCUAUUGUCGCUUGCGGCUCUGUCCGUACAUGCAUCUGAGCAAUGCGCCACCCAGCGAUCGGACAAUGGCUGUGAGGUUCUCAAGCUUAUGUUCCCUAACAACACUUUCUCCCCCAAGGAUGCUGUUUAUGAGUAUGAGGCGCAGAAUUUCUGGUCUAACAAUGAGAUUCUCAACCCAGCUUGUGUCUUUCGGCCUACUGAGUCGAAACAGGUCGGCGAGGCUGUUAAGUUGAUGGGCACUGGCUUUACUUCUUUUGCUGUGCGUGGUGGUGGACAUAUGGCUAUCGCAGGUGCGAACAACAUCAACGAUGGUCCCCUCUUUGUCAUGUCCAACCUCACAACCCUUGAGUUGACCGAGGACAAGGAAUCUGUUUGGGUCGGACCUGGUCUUGAUUGGGGUCAUGUCUACCGUUAUCUGGGCGAGCAUAAGUUAGCAUGUGCUGGAGGCCGUCUGUCUCCUGUCGGUGUACCUGGUCUUCUACUGGCUGGUGGUGUCAACUUCCACGGAAACCAGCGUGGAUGGGCCGCUGAUAACGUUCUCGAGUAUGAGCUCGUUGAUGCCAAUGGAAAGGUCAUCUCUGUUACUGCAGACUCUAAGCCCGAUCUCUUCUGGGCUCUCAAGGGUGGAUCCAACAACUUUGGUAUCGUGACUAAGUUCAGACUCGCGACUUUCUCCUCCGAUCAGGUCCAUGCUGGUGUUUACAGUGUCGCUGAUAUCCCCGCAUUCCUCAAGGCUGUUGCCAACUUCUCCGCCCUCAACACCGACCCUCUUGCCCACAUCGUCCCUCAAGUCAUCGCCGUUGACGAGGAGACCACAAUCGGUGCAGCAAUCCUCUUCUACGACAGCGACUCAGACGCUGAACCAGAGUGCUUCCGUCCCUUCUUCGACAUUCCCACCAUUUCCAAUACCUUCAAGAAGCAGACUCUCGCUGAAUUCUCGGAUGAGACUGGACAGCUAGUCCUUCCCAAGAUUAACGACCAGUUCAUUGCUGGUACCACCGUCGGUAAGACCUACGAAGAGGUCCUCAAGGGAGUCCAAAUCUCCAACGAUGUUUUCCUCGAGGCUCUGCCUGACCUGUACAAGAUUCUCCCCAAGGAAGAUCGUAAGGCACUCUCCAUCGAUUGGCAACCCAUUGGAUCUCUCUGGGAAACGGCUUCUAAGAAGUACAACCCCGGUGGUAACGCUCUCGGUUUGGAUACCGAGUCGAAGGGCACAUACAUGGCUUGGGCUGAGGUCGUUGAGUGGAGUGGCGAUGAGCACAAUGAUGCCAUCUUCAAGUGGAUCGAGGCUACCACUUAUGCUAUCGGCAACGCUACCCAGAAGGCGGGUGUUUACGAGGCCUUUACUUACAUGGGCGAUGCUGCAGGUUUCCAGGAUAUCUAUGAUGGAUACGGUGAAGAGAACAAGCAGAAGCUACUUGACAUUUCUCGAAAGUAUGAUCCUCUGCGAGUUUUCCAGAAGUACUGGCCCGGUGGCUUCAAGAUUGGAAACUAG
Messenger RNA from Fusarium coffeatum, 1512 nucleotides. RefSeq lists its product as uncharacterized. The record is from RefSeq and is a predicted model, not a curated record. Bases 1 to 1512 code for a protein of 503 amino acids. NCBI's taxonomy places the organism in Eukaryota, Fungi, Ascomycota, Sordariomycetes, Hypocreales, Nectriaceae. Gene Ontology annotation, molecular function: FAD binding. The transcript has 2 exons.